Hippoglossus stenolepis (Pacific halibut) is the source of this 2713-nucleotide messenger RNA. RefSeq names its product bone morphogenetic protein 8a (gene bmp8a). Gene Ontology annotation, cellular component: extracellular region. Gene Ontology annotation, molecular function: cytokine activity; growth factor activity. The coding region runs from base 768 to 2219 and encodes 483 amino acids. The transcript is spliced from 6 exons. The record is from RefSeq and is a predicted model, not a curated record. NCBI's taxonomy places the organism in Eukaryota, Metazoa, Chordata, Actinopteri, Pleuronectiformes, Pleuronectidae. Gene Ontology annotation, biological process: SMAD protein signal transduction.
UGUGAGCAGGAGGGAGAGAGAGAGAGAGAGAGGAGUUUGAAGACUUGAAAGAGAGGGAGAGGCUGGAAACUCCCUCACACUGCACAGCUCUGCUCUUACACUCUGCAGCUCGUGUGCACACACUCGAGCUGCAGCACACUUCAGGACUGCAGGAGGAAACCUGCGGCCUCUCUGGAGGACGACAAUCAGGAAACAAUUUCCCGGAGUUAUAUCGCUUUUAUACGUUGGAUUAAGAAAAGACAUCUGGAGACGUGUGGGUGGGGACGUCGGGGUAAAAGCUUCCAGCCGUGAUUUGCUCCUCGUGCGGCAUCUGCUUGAACUCACUGCAGGUGUGAACGACUUUAUUUCCCCCGAGAGGUCGAGGAAAACUUCCCGUGUUUGACCCCUGACCUCUGCAGCACCUGCUCUUCAGGGUUUGCAUCUUCACGGCGAGGACACAUCUUCCAUUUGGGAUCUGGUUCGUCUUCAUUCAGGAUCUGAGUUUCUCCUGCGGCUCGGCUGAGGGGCGAGGGAGAUCAGAGGGUGAGGAGGGUUUUUCCUUUAAGAUUAGAGAAGGAGCGAGGGAGGCAAAGAGGGGAGGGAAAGAUAAACAGGCAGUUUAAGGCUGUAAACACGUCCCGUCCAGAAUCUCUCCUCUAAACACAUCAGGGAUAAAUCAAGGCAGAAGCAGCCUGAGGACAAACUGGACACAACUGAGGUCCCAGCCUGGAUUCACAGGGGGAAUCAAACCUGAAUCAAGUCUUGGUUCCAGAGAAGAAGCCACAGUCAUGGCCUCAGACGUCUCCUGCAGUUUCUCCUGCCUCUGCACCAGAAUGAAGAGGCAGCACUCGAGCAUCAGCGGCGGCCUCCUCCUCCACCGCAGGACCCUGCUCCUCUUCCCCCUGCUCCUCCUGCUCUCCCUGUGGAGCCAGCAGGCCGAGGCCGUGGUCCACUCCAGCUUCCGGCGGCUCAGCGGCCGCGAGAAGAAGGAGAUGCAGAAGGAGAUCCUGUCCAUCCUGGGUCUGCCCGGACGACCCAGACCCCACCCGCCGCUGCGUCCUCCCUCCUCCGCCCCGCUCUUCAUGCUGGACCUCUACCACGCCAUGUCGGCGGACGGGGAGGACGACGGGAACGAGAUCAUCCUGAACGCAGCGGGCAUGGGGAGGUUCGGGGGGGCAGAGAGGUUGGCUCAGGUCAACCACGCGGCCCUGCCCACCCUCAGCACGCACACGCCAGCGCUGGGGACGGUGGUGAGCGAGGCCGACACCGUGAUGAGCUUCGUCAACGUGGUGGAGCAGGAGCGGGACCUCCUGCAGCCUCGUCCCUACUGGAAGGAGUUUCGCUUCGACCUGACCCCCCUCCCUCAGGGGGAGACGGUGACGGCAGCAGAGUUUCGGAUCUACAAAACCCUGACGAUGGGUCAGAGGGCGAAUCGGACGCUGCACAUCUCCGUCUACGAGAUCCAGAGAGAGAACAGACACAGGGAGCCGGAGCUGGUGCUGCUGGACAUGCAGUCGGUGCCGGCAGGGCAGGAGGGCUGGUUGGCCUUCGACGUCACCACGGCCGCCAACCACUGGCUCCUCCACCCGCGCAGCAACCUGGGAAUCCGCCUGUACGUGGAGACGGAGGAGGGUGAGAGCAGCACCACUGCACCUUCACAGUCCUGCUGCUGCGUCCUGCUUCUGUCUGUGUGCGACCUAAUGAAUUCCUCCUCUGCAGACCGCUCCCUGUCCGCGGGCUGGAUCGGCCUGGUGGGCCGCAGGGGGCCUCGCUCCAAGCAGCCCUUCAUGGUGACCUUCUUCAGGGAGAGCCAGGUCCCGUGCCGGCCCCCCCGAGCCGUCAAGCCUCACCCCCGCAGGAAGAAACCCAAAUACGACCUCCCAGUUCCCAGCAUUCAUAAUCGGAGUCCGGCCAACAACGGGGGUCAGCCGUGUAAAAAACAUGAACUGUACGUCAGCUUCAGUGACCUGGGAUGGAAGGACUGGGUUUUGGCUCCGACUGGAUAUUCGGCCUACUACUGUGACGGAGAGUGUUUCUAUCCUCUGGGCUCCUGCAUGAACGCCACCAACCACGCACUCAUCCAGCAAGUGGUUCACCUCCUGAAGCCGGACGAGGUUCCGAAGGCGUGUUGCGCUCCCACCAAGCUCAGCCCCAUCUCCGUCCUCUUCUACGACGACAACAACAACGUGAUCCUCAAGAAGCAUCGAAACAUGGUGGUGAAGACCUGCGGGUGUCUAUGAUAACAGGGAAGCUCAAACCAGUCGCGUGCUGGUUCCACUGUACUGGGAUCGCUUUAUCUCCCACAGUUUUUACUGAAAAGCUUUAAAUCUUUCUUGUACCACAUUUUCCAGACUGAGGAAAUUUGUUUAUGUUCACAACGUUUAAUUUCCCAUCCGUCCUGUGGCUGAAUCUCAACCUUUGACCUUAAAGCUCAGUCGGCUCCAGUGUUCAGAGCAAAGGUCGAAUCAUGGAAGGACGUUUAAAAGCACAAAUGUUAAACUGCAUUAAACAUUAGAAUCUUUUUCCUCUUCCUCACCUGGAGACACCAAACUCUCACACACACGUUUUUACAGGUAAAUGAUGUAAAACGGCUCCACGCGCCGUUAGUGAUGCCUGUUUGGUUUUUUGUAGUUUGCAACAUGAAUCUAUAAGAAGAGAAUUUUUAAAUGUAUUCAAUGAAUAAAGAUAUUUACAUUAUCUUCACCUGUGGAAACAGAAACUAAAUAAAGUACUU